Molecule: messenger RNA, 363 nt
Organism: Agrilus planipennis (emerald ash borer)
Lineage: Eukaryota; Metazoa; Arthropoda; Insecta; Coleoptera; Buprestidae
Exons: 4
Coding region: 1-363 (120 amino acids)
Source: RefSeq, a predicted model, not a curated record
AUGGCCAAGAAUGCUGGUAAUGAUAAAGGUGUUCAUUUUACUAGUAGUGACCUUCUAAAUAGCUCAAACGCGAAUCUAAUAAAUAGUAGUUCUCAAUUAUUUGAGUCAAUAGACCAGGUAGACAAAGUUUACGAAUUUACUCCUGAAGAGCCAAAUAAAAACGAAGAUUUUAACAUCGAUAGUGAUGGAUUCGGGGCUAAACUAUGUAGAGAAGUUCAAACAAUAAGCGACAAAUAUGGAGAGAUAAAGAUUUACAUGAAUGACGAGUACGGGAAUUUAAUAGCUUUAGAUAAUGAGAUAAGAUCUAGCAAGGAAUUAGAUACAAAAACAAGUAUUCAGCAAAUACGAAAGGAGACGAGGUAG